AUGCACGAAUAAUAUGAAUUGUAUUACACCACAUUUAAUCAGGAGAGGGACAGGAUUAGAGUAAGAGAGUUUGAUUACUUUAGAAAUUUUACAGCAGCUUGAAAUCGGAAGAAUCUAAUAGAUUGUUAAAAAGUUAAUCUCUUAACGAAUCAUUGAAGAAGGCAGAGGGAUUCAAGAAUGAGAAGAAGUAGCAGAUCAAACAGAAAGCGCACAAAUUUAAUAUUAAAGCUAAAAUCAUAUAGAGGAAGAAUAAUUAGAUGCAGGAGCAUCAAUUUUUGGGGAUAAUUAAAUAGAAAAACGAGUUGGUAAAGAAAGAAAUUGAGCUGUAAAAUAUAAUUUGUAUAUAGAGAACAUCGUUUGAAUAUCCUGAAUGCUGAAUAAACUGAGUAGAUUCGAUAAAAUCAAAUCUACAAAUCUAUGAAACAAAAAAUUUAUUUGGAGAGAGUGGAAUAACAUUAAUUGGUAAUAUAGUUAUAAUAAAAUAGAAAAUAGAAUAGGAACAUUAAUAAUUGUUGGAAUAGAUGAAUAACAAAUUUUAGAAGGUCGAAUAAUAUAUUCAAAUAACAAGAGAGUCUGAGAAAUAAAAGUUUAGAAGUCUUAGUUACAAGUAUUUGAAUUACAAACAGAAAGCAGAGAAUCUUAUAUAGGAGAAAACUGAAAAUACUUUUCAAGAAGCCUUGGAUAACAUGUCCAAGAGGGAAUAAGUUUACGUAUCAUUAUUUUCUAAUCAAAAAGGAAAAGUAUAUUGAGACUAAGGAAAAAGAGAGGAUAAAGAUAGUGAGAAGAAACAAAUUAGAAUUAGUUAAAUUUAAACGAAACAAGAAAAGACAGGAGUCUAUUGAAAAAUCUUAGAAAAAGUUAUAAGAACAAGAAAGACAAAAAAGAAUACUCAAUAAAUCUACAUCCAUACCAAAAAUUAUUAUUACUGAGCACGAUGAGUAAGCCAAUAAUGAUGUUGAGGUUGAGGUUUAUGAAGUACCUUACUCUGAGGAAUAAACCCAAACUUAUGAAGAAAAAGUUAUUACUUCUAAAAGGAAUCUGAAAGAGGAAUAAUCGAUUUGUACUAAUAUCAAUGAAUCAUCUAUGCAGGUUACGUUGCCUGAACCAAAAAUUAUUGACUCUCCUAACUAUAAAAAACCAAGAAGAAAAUCGGAAAAAGAAAGACAAUAUUAAGUUUUGAUGUAAUAUAAUUUAAAUAAGGAAUUAGGAAAUUAAGAUUGAAUCUGAAAUAAGAAAGAGAGAAGUUGGAUAGAGAAUUGAACUCAUUUUUUAUCAGUUAGCCAAUCCAUACAAAUUGA
This is a messenger RNA of Paramecium octaurelia, 1298 nucleotides long. The record is from the annotation of a GenBank genome assembly. NCBI's taxonomy places the organism in Eukaryota, Ciliophora, Oligohymenophorea, Peniculida, Parameciidae.